Molecule: messenger RNA, 1068 nt
Organism: Didymodactylos carnosus
Lineage: Eukaryota; Metazoa; Rotifera; Eurotatoria; Philodinida; Philodinidae
Source: the annotation of a GenBank genome assembly
AUGCAAAGCCCAAAUGGCCAUUUUAUUGAUAAAAAUUUCGUACCACAAGCUUGUUUAUUAGAUUUCGUACGCUUGAAAGGAUCCCAUAAUGCUGAAAGCUUACGACAAACAACUCGUAGAAUUGUUGAACGAUUGGGACUAAAAGAUAAAAUAUUUCGUAUAAUAACAGAUAAUGCUGCAUCAAUGAUUAAAGCCUUCCAGUUUGGCUUAGACGUUGAAUUAGACGAAACUAAUAAUAAUGCUAAUAUAACAUCAUCGCAAGGUAGUUUAUGUGAUAAAGAUGAUAUCAUUGAUGACGAUGAAUGCGUUUUACAAUUAGUCAAUUGGUAUCCAGACGCUCACGACGAAGCAACGUCCGAAAGUCUGUUAUGUCUAAACACAAAACGAUUAUCGUGUUUUGCACAUUCGCUACAACUCACAGUUCGCGAUGGUUUGAAAAAAAUACCGUGUAUUAAAAAACCAUUAGCGAAAUGUCAUACACUAGCAUCAUUAGCUCAUCAGUCGAUGAAAAUACAGGAGCUGUUAGAAACGUUAAGCAAACAAAUUAAACCAGCGAAUGUGGAAAGAUGGAAUGCUGAACUGUUGUUGAUUAAAUCUAUUGUUUUGAUUGGACAAAAUGAACUCACAGAAAUUACUAAUGCCACAGAAGUGAUUGACAUUCUUGAUCCAUUUUACGAUGUGACAAUUCAUGUACAAUCACAAGCGGUUGUUACACUAUCGAUGGUUGUUCCAUCAAUCGUGCAUUUAUUAGCACAUUUAAUUGAAAUCAAGACCGACUUAGCAUUACUAAAGGCAAUGGUUAAACAACUGCAAAGUUCUCUUGAGCAACGCUUUUCUGGCAUAGUUAAGCGACUGCAACUUCAAGAAGUGAAUGAUACUGAUCCAUUUAGUGAUCCCAUUUAUUUUGUUGCGGCUAUGUUAGAUCCAAGUUUCAAAUGGUAUUGGAUGAGUGAAAUGAGAUAUAAUAUCUCAGAUGCAACUGAUUUAAAAGAAAAUAUAUUCUCUUUGAUAAUGACCGAAUGUAAAUUUGAACUAAAAUCAGCUCAAGAAAAAUCAAAUUCAAAUUAA